Molecule: messenger RNA, 3132 nt
Organism: Chlorella variabilis
Lineage: Eukaryota; Viridiplantae; Chlorophyta; Trebouxiophyceae; Chlorellales; Chlorellaceae
Exons: 20
Coding region: 1-3132 (1043 amino acids)
Biological process (GO): monoatomic cation transport
Cellular component (GO): membrane
Molecular function (GO): ATP binding; ATP hydrolysis activity; metal ion binding
Source: RefSeq, a predicted model, not a curated record
AUGGACCGCCUGCGACGGCUCUUGGGAGCCAGCGGCGGCGCAGGCGGGAGCGCUGCGCAGUCGCCCCUGUACAAGAAGCACACUCUGGAUGCGGAGGAGUUUGCAAAUGAGCUGUCCAAGCUGGUGCCCAAGGUGGAGGCAGUCCCUGCCGCCGGCCAACACGCCGCUUCUGGCGGCAUCGUGCAGCUAACGCUGUCGGUGCAAGGCAUGCACUGCUCCGCGUGCUCUGGAGCGGUGGAGUCGGCGCUGCGGGAGCUGCCGGGAGUUCUGGCUGCUGACGUGGCGCUGCUGAGCGAGACGGCUACCGUGCGCUACAGCGCAGCCACCACAUCAGAGGGCGAGGUGCUGGCUGCCGUCGAGGGCUGCGGCUUCACCGCCCGCGUGGUCAGCAGCAGCGCGGAGGACGGCGGCGCCGGGGCAGCAGCAGCAGGUGGCGGCGGAGGCGGCGGCGCGGCGGCCGUGAAGCUCAGAGUGGAGGGCAUGCAUUGCGGCGCCUGCUCCUCAGCUGUGGAGACGGCGCUGAAGGGCGUCCCGGGCGUGGAGGCGGCAGCGGUGAGCUUGACCAUUCACCAGGCGGAAGUGAGGUACCGCAGCAGUGGCGGCGCGGCAGACAUGGAGGAGCGGCUGGUGGCGGCGGUGGAGGCCUGUGGCUUUGAGGCAUCAGUCAUCGGCCCCGUGGAGUGCCGCCAGCAGCUGCUGCAAGUGGAGGGGAUGACGUGCAGCAGCUGCAGCGGCAGCGUGGAGGCGGCACUGCAGGCGGUGCCGGGCGUGCAGUCUGCCGCGGUCAACCUGAUUUCGGGGGUGGCAGAGGUGCAAUACGAUCCCGAGGUGGCGGGGCCACGCCACCUGGUGGAGGCGGUGGAGGGCGCCGGCUUUGUGGCCACUCCUCUGUCCGGCCAGCGGCUAGCCUUUGUCGACAACAACCGGCGAGAGACGGCGCAGUGGUGGCGCCAGUUCCGCACCGCCGGGCUGCUCACCCUGCCUGUGUUCAUCAUUGCGAUGGUCACCCCCCACAUGCACAGCAUGCGCUGGCUCUACUGCACCAUGGUACUGGGCUUCCCUCUGGACCAGGUGGCCAAGUGCCUGCUGACCGCCCCGGUGCAGUUCUGGAUCGGCUGGCGCUUCCACCGCGGCGCGUACGCGGCGCUGCGCCGCGGCCGCGCCAACAUGGAUGUGCUGGUGUCCAUGGGCACCAACGCCUCCUUCCUCUACUCCCUCAUCUCCAUGCUGCACCACCACAUCGCCUCCCACCACACCAGCGGCGCCUACAAGCCCACCGACUUCUUCGAGACGGCCGCCAUGCUGGUCACGCUGGUGCUGAUGGGCAAGUACCUGGAGUCGGCGGUGACCCCCAUGCGCAAGCAGGCGGGCGACGCCGUCAUCGGCGGCACCGUCAACAUGAGCGGCCCGCUGCGCAUCAGCGCCUCCAGGGUGGGCUCCGACACCGCUCUGUCCCAGAUUGUGCGGCUGGUGGAAAGCGCGCAGCUCAGGCAGGCCCGGGGCGUGGAGCGUGUCAAGGCACCCAUCCAAGCCUUUGCCGACCGCGUGUCCGCGGUGUUUGUGCCGGUGGUGGCGGCUCUGGCGCUGCUCACCUGGCUGGCCUGGUAUCUGGCUGGCAGGCUGGGCUGGUACCCAGACACCUGGCUGCCAAAGGCAAGCAGGGCGGUGGGCCACAACCAUUUCCUCUUUGCCCUUCUCUUUGGCAUCGCGGUGCUUGUCAUCGCCUGCCCCUGUGCCCUGGGCCUGGCCACACCCACCGCCGUGAUGGUGGGCACAGGGGUGGCCGCCUCCCAGGCCUGCCUCAUCAAGGGCGGAGAGGCACUGGAGCGAGCCAGCAGGGUGCGCACGGUUGUGUUUGACAAGACGGGCACGCUGACGGCUGGCAAGCCGCACGUCGUGGAUGUGCGGGCGCUGCACCCGCACCUGGGUGUGGCAGACGUGAUUGAGCUGGCGGCGGCGGUGGAGCAGCACAGCGAGCACCCGCUGGCCUCCGCCAUUCUCAAGCUGGAGCGGCAGCAGCAGCAGCAGCAGCUCAAGCAGGACGAGGCGGCGAGCGGCGGCGGCGGCAGCGCCAGCGUGGCGCCGCCGCUGCUGCAGGCGCGGGAUGUGGAGGUGGCCAUGGGGCAGGGCAUUUCCGGCUGGGUGCAGCUGUCGCCGGCGGCAGGCGCCGGCAGCAUGAGCCGCCCCCACAGCAGCUCGCAGCUGGCAGCCAUGCAGGCGGCGGCGGCGGCGGCGGCGGCGCCAGAGGCGGAGCUGUCGCCACCCGCGGCAUCGGUGCGCGGCGGCGGGGCAGCCUCGCUGGCCAGCCUGGUCUCCUCGGCAGCCAGCAGCCUGCCUCGGCAGGCAGCGGGCGGGGCCUUAGAGAAGAAGGCGGCAGCCAGCGGGGUGCUGGUCACGGUGGGCAACGUGCGGCAGCUUGCGACGGCAGGCGUGGCCAUUCCGCCGGCGGCCGAGGCGUACAUGCGAGAUCAGGAGGGCCGGGGCAGCACGUGCGUGCUGGUGGCGGUGCAGCAGGCGCUGGUGGGCGUGGUGGCGGUGAUGGACCCAAUCAAGCCUGAGGCCAGGGGCGUGGUGGCAGCGCUACACCAGAUGGGCAUGCACUGCGUGCUGCUGACGGGAGACAACUGGCGCACGGCACGGUCCAUCGGCGACCAGCUGGGCAUUACCACAGUGUUUGCAGAGGUGCUGCCGGCCGGCAAGGUGGAGAAAGUGCAGGAGCUGCAAGCCCAGGCACCCACCGCAAUGGUGGGCGACGGCGUCAAUGACUCACCCGCUCUGGCCCAGGCCGACGUCGGCAUCGCGGUCGGCAGCGGCACUGACGUGGCCAUCGAGGCGGCCGACUAUGUGCUGAUGCGCAGCGACCUGGAGGACCUGCUGAUGGCGCUGGACCUGUCGCGCACCACCGUCAACAGGAUCAGGUGGAACUACUUUUGGGCACUGGCGUACAACAUGCUGAUGAUCCCCAUCGCGGCAGGCGUGCUGUACCCCGCCACCCACAUGCAGCUGCCGCCCUGGGUGGCGGGCGGCUGCAUGGCGCUCAGCAGCGUCAGCGUCGUCUGCUCCAGCCUGCUGCUGCGGCGGUACCGCCGGCCCCGGCCUGUGCUGCGGGACAUGAUCAUCAUCAAGCAUUGA